CCGGGGUUUCUCUCUCUCUGUGCUCGAGCGCGUCAUGGCGGAGAGAGACCGGCUGGUGUAGGAUUUACAGCUGAAAUAUGCCUGCUAUCCUGUCUGUUUCCCGGCACAUGGAAUACACUAAAACUGUUUAGCAGUUGAUCCCAAGGCACUCUUGACCGUGGAGGGGAAACUCAGAAACUCAUCUCUCAGAGUAAAGUGUGUAAGAGUGUUUUUGUGGAGUUCUCGAGCGACAGCGGCGAUCAUCAGAAAGAGUCCGCGGGCAGCGCGCACACAGGCGGGCAGGUGAGCUGCUCUGAGGUGGCGCACGCAGACUGUACGAAUCUCAUCAGGGAUUCAUCUUUAAUAUUUGAUUGAGAUGGAUGCACGCAGUGAGGAUGAAAGUGUCAGCAACAGUAGCGGCGAGUCCAGUAAUUCAGACGAUGAGUCUGGGUCAGGAUCGGGUUCUGGCUCGGGCUCGAGUUCAAGCAGUAGCAGUUCUAGCAGUAGCCAAUCAGGGAGCAGUGACUCAGGAAGUGGAUCGGAUUCUGGAAGCCAAUCAGACUCGGACUCCGAGAAAUCCAAAGGAAAGAAUGAUCAAGGCAACAAAAUCGAUGGAGCCGCGUUUUGGAAGUCCAACCCCAGUAUCCUGACAGUGCAACGGUCCGCCAUGAUCCGGAAGCAGCAGCUCCAGCAACAGCAGCAGGUCCAGCAGCAGAGCUCCUCCGGCUCAGACGAGGACUCUUCCAGUAGUGAUGACUCAGAUGAUGACUCCAAGAGCAGGAGUAAAGGGUCUGGAUCGGACUCCGGAUCGGGUUCAGGAAGUGGCUCAUCGGACUCUUCAGCAGAGGAGGAAGGGCACAGUGACGAGUCGGUGUCUGACUAUGAGCCCAGUCACAAAGUCAAGAGCAGAAAACCUUCAAACAAGGCCACUGCCAGGAAUGGGAAAAAUAACAAAGCUCCGAAGAAGAAGCCCUCGCACUCCUCCUCAGAUGAAGACGACGAUUAUAAGAAAGCCUUGGCGGGGCCUCGGCGGCAGGCCACGGUCAACGUGAGCUACAAAGAAGAUGAAGAAAUGAAGACGGAUUCUGAUGACCUGGUGGAGGUGUGUGGAGAGGACGUCCCGCCCCCAGAGGAGGACGAGUUCGAGACACUGGAGAGAGUCAUGGAAUCGAGGAUAGGGCGGAAAGGAGCAACGGGUGCCGUAACCACAGUGUAUGCCGUAGAGGCAGAUGGAGACCCCAACGCCAACUUCGACCCCAACAGACAGCCAGGAGAGGUGCAAUACUUGAUGAAAUGGAAGAACUGGUCCCACAUUCACAACACCUGGGAGACAGAGGAGACGCUCAAACAACAGAACGUCAAGGGUAUGAAGAAACUGGACAACUUCAAGAAAAAAGAGCAGGAGAAGAAGAAAUGGCUCAAAGCGGCCUCCCCUGAAGACGUGGAGUACUUAAACUGCCAGCAGGAACUCAUGGAUGACUUGCAUUCUCAGUAUCAAAUCGUGGAAAGAAUCAUUGGACAUUCGAAUCAAAAGUCUGCGGCAGGUUUUCCCGAUUACCUUUGUAAAUGGCAGGGGCUGCCAUAUUCGGAGUGCAGUUGGGAAGACGGUGCUCUUAUUUCUAGAAAGUUUCAAAAGUGCAUCGAUGAAUACAUGAGCCGAAACCAGAGCAAAACCAUCCCCUUCAGAGACUGCAAGGUUUUAAAACAGAGACCCCGGUUUGUGCCCAUGAAGAAGCAGCCUCCGUACAUCGGUGGAGAUGGCCUAGAGCUGCGGGACUAUCAGUUGGACAGUCUCAACUGGAUGGCCCAUUCUUGGUGCAAAGGAAACAGUUGUAUCCUGGCAGAUGAGAUGGGUUUGGGAAAAACCAUCCAGACCAUCAGCUUCCUCAAUUACUUGUUCCAUGAUCACCAGCUUUACGGGCCCUUUCUUCUGGUGGUGCCUCUGUCCACCCUCACGUCCUGGCAGAGGGAGAUCCAGCUCUGGGCUCCUCUGAUGAAUGUUGUGGUGUAUCUGGGAGACAUCAACAGCAGAAACAUGAUCCGGACACAUGAAUGGAUGCAUCUGCAGACCAAGCGACUGAAGUUAAACAUUCUGCUUACCACAUAUGAAAUUCUGUUGAAGGAUAAGUCAUUUUUAGGAAAUGUCAGCUGGGCGUUCAUUGGUGUUGACGAGGCCCAUCGGCUGAAGAACGAUGACUCUCUCCUCUACAAGACCAUGAUGGAGUUCAAGUCCAACCACAGGCUCCUGAUCACUGGCACACCCCUCCAGAACUCACUCAAAGAGCUCUGGUCUCUGCUACACUUUAUUAUGCCUGACAAAUUUCACUCGUGGGAGAUGUUUGAAGAGGAGCAUGGGAAGGGCAGAGACUCGGGGUAUACCAGCCUUCAUAAAGAGCUGGAGCCCUUCUUGCUGCGCAGAGUGAAGAAAGAUGUGGAGAAAUCUUUGCCUGCCAAGGUGGAGCAGAUCCUCAGGGUGGAGAUGAGCGCUGUUCAGAAACAAUACUACAAGUGGAUAUUGACGAGGAACUAUAAAGCCCUGAGUAAAGGAACUAAAGGAAGCACGUCAGGCUUCCUCAACGUCAUGAUGGAGUUGAAGAAAUGCUGUAACCACUGCUACCUCAUUAAACCCCCUGACGAGAACGAGUUCUACAACAGACAAGAAGGCCUGCAGCACCUUAUUCGCAGCAGUGGGAAGCUGAUUCUUCUGGAUAAACUGCUGGUUCGGCUGAAGGAACGAGGGCACCGUGUGCUCAUCUUCUCCCAGAUGGUUCGGAUGCUGGACAUCCUAGCGGAGUACCUGAAGUUCCGGCAGUUCUUAUUCCAGCGACUGGACGGUUCUAUAAAGGGUGAGAUGAGGAAGCAGGCGUUGGAUCACUUUAAUGCAGAGGGCUCUGAGGAUUUCUGCUUCUUGUUGUCAACGCGAGCGGGUGGUCUGGGCAUUAAUCUGGCCUCUGCGGAUACGGUGGUCAUUUUCGACUCUGACUGGAACCCCCAGAAUGACCUGCAGGCCCAGGCCAGAGCGCACAGGAUUGGGCAGAAAAAACAGGUGAAUAUAUAUCGUCUGGUGACGAAGGGCUCAGUUGAGGAGGAGAUUAUUGAGAGAGCCAAGAAGAAAAUGGUGUUGGACCACCUGGUGAUUCAGAGGAUGGACACCACGGGGAAGACGGUCCUCCAUACGGGUGCUGCUCCUUCCAGUUCCACUCCAUUCAACAAGGAGGAACUGUCAGCCAUCCUGAAGUUUGGUGCGGAAGAGCUUUUCAAAGAGCAGGAAGGAGAGGAGCAGGAACCUCAGGUUUGUGAGAUGGACAUUGAUGAAAUCCUGAAGAGAGCCGAGACCAGAGAGAACGAUCCUGGGCCGUCGACUGUAGGAGAAGAGCUCCUCUCACAAUUCAAGGUGGCAAACUUCUCCAUGAUGGAGGAGGAGGAGAUUGACAUGGACACGGAAAGGAACAAUAAGAACUGGGAUGACAUUAUCCCAGAGGAACAGCGGAGGAGACUUGAGGAAGAGGAGAGACAAAAAGAGCUAGCGGAGAUCUAUUUACUGCCCCGCAUGAGGAAAUGUGCUAAACAGGCCAACUUUAAUGGAAACGAGGGCAGGCGCAGCCGGAACAGACGAUACUCGGGUUCAGACAGCGACUCGGUCUCUGACAGGAAGAGGCCCAAGAAACGAGGAAGACCUCGAACUAUUCCAAGAGAGAACAUUAAAGGUUUCACUGAUGCCGAGAUACGCAGAUUUAUCAAAAGUUACAAAAAAUUUGGUGGGCCUUUAGAAAGGCUGGAUGCUAUCGCUCGGGAUGCGGAGUUGGUGGAUAAAUCUGAGAAUGAUCUGCGGCGGCUGGCUGAGACCGUACACAACGGCUGUAUGAGAACGCUACGGGAGAACCCCUGUGGACCUGAGCGAACCUCAGGAGGCAGGCGAGGGAAGGUGAAGGGACCCACCUUCAGGAUCUCAGGGGUUCAAGUCAAUGCUAAGCUGGUGAUCUCUCAUGAGGAGGAGCUGGCACCAUUACACAAGGCCAUUCCAUCUGACCCGGAGGAGAGGAAGAGGUAUAUAAUCCCAUGCCACUCAAAGGCAGCUCAUUUUGACAUUGAGUGGGGUAAAGAGGACGACUCCAGUCUGCUUAUUGGGAUCUAUGAGUACGGAUAUGGCAGCUGGGAGAUGAUCAAGAUGGACCCAGACCUCAACCUCACGCAUAAGCUCCUUCCAGAUGAUCCUGACAAGAAGCCACAGGCCAAACAGCUGCAGACACGAGCUGACUACCUCAUCAAAUUACUGAGCAAAGACCUCGCCAAGAAAGAAGCACAGAAACAGGCCGGCACUGCAAAUUCACGCAAGAGAAAACCACGGGGCAAGAAGAAUAAAGCUGUAAAACCGAAGAUGGAUGAUGUGACGAACAGUCUGUCCUCUGCGCCGCCAUCGGAUAAGAGCUCUGAAGAAGAGGAUGAGAAGGAGGAAGAGGAGAAGGAAACUGCUCCAGUGAAGCCGGCCAACAGAAGACCACGAGUGUCAGAGCGGGCAGUGAAGGAGGAGGAAGAGGAGGAGGAUGAGGAAGAGGAGGAGGAAGAAGACUCCGAGGACGAGUUUGAGGAUAAAGAGCCAGUUGAGAAGGACGUAACCGAGAAAGUGGUUAAAAAAGAGAUUAAGAAGGAGAAGAAAGAGGAAGGCCGUGACAGCAAAGAGAGGGAACCAAAGGAGAAGGAGAUAAAGCCUGAACCUGUGCAGGAAGAGACUCCAGCAGAGAAGGCUGUAGAGGUGAAGGCCGACACCCCCGUGCACACGCCCUCAGGAGGAGAUGCCAUUCAUUUGUCUGAGGAGUCUGAAGAACUGGACCAGAAAACCUUCAGUGUGUGUAAGGAGAGGAUGAGGCCCGUGAAGGCAGCACUGAAGCAGCUGGACCGUCCAGAGAAGGGUCUGUCUGAGCGAGAGCAGCUGGAACACACGCGGCAGUGCCUGAUCAAAAUAGGAGAUCACAUCACGGAGUGUCUGAGAGAAUACACCAACCCCGAACAGAUCAAGCAGUGGAGGAAAAAUCUGUGGAUAUUUGUUUCGAAAUUCACUGAGUUUGAUGCCAGGAAACUGCAUAAACUGUAUAAGCACGCCAUUAAGAAACGACAGGAAAAUGCUCAGGCAGUGGAACAGAACACUAGCACUGUAAAUACACAAAGCUUGAAACACGCAGAUGUCGAGCGGAUCAAGGAGUCACAACAAGACGACAGCAGCAGAGACAGCUACAGCUCUGACAGACACCACUCGUCCCGCUACCAUGAGCACAGCAAAGACCGCCACCCUGCAGACAUGUACCGCAAGAGCUCGGACUCCCGGAAGAGGCCCUACUCGUCCUUCAGCAACGGCAAAGACCACCGCGAGCGCGAGCGAGACCCGUACACAGACAGAGCAGAGCGACAGGACAGCAGAUACUACAGCGACAGCAAGCACCGGAAGCUGGACGAGCACCGCUCCAGUCGAGAGCACCGAUCCGAGAGCAACUCCAAGGACCGAACGCACUCCGACCACCGCUUCCACUCUGAGCACCGGCCCGGCUCCGAUUACACGCAUCACAAAUCCUCCCGGGAAUACCGCUACCACUCGGACUGGCAGGCAGAGCAGAGGACCGGCCCGCGCUCGCCCCGGGACCAGCGCUCGCCCUUCGAGUACUCAUCCGACCACAAGAGCACACCCGAACAGGUCUGGAGCGGCCGCAAGACAUAGCGCUCUCAACGCACUGGUCCUGAUCAGCCAUACAUUCAAACAGACACACACACACUCUCACACACACAGGAAAUGCCUUAGGGGACUGUUGGCCGCUGGGACUCUGGGAGUGCCGCCCUUUCCUACUCACCUCGGAGGACACACAGAUUUACACUUAUUUUUGUAUUUAAGAGUUGGCUGCAUUCUUUCGUAGGUGCUGCAGAAUAAUUUUUUUUUUAAUUAUUAUUUUUAUAAAUUGACUACUUUCCUUUUUGUUUUUGUUUGUUUAUACUUUGAAACAGACGAAUCCAUGUUUCACUCUCAUGUGCGACACUGGAUACCGACACACACCCGUAAACGACCGCAGCUUAUUUAAGAAGUGUUGAGUGAACGGACGCUACACCGGCGUGUCGUCUUUAUCAAGGGUUUCUGUUGUGAAGGACUGGGGUUCACCUUCCAAAGUACCUCGUUUACAGUGUUUUGUGACAAUUUUGCCAAUUUUUAUCUGUAAUUUUUCUUUCCAUCAUGCUUGAAUUAUUUAAAUCUGUCUCGGCUGUAAAAUAAUCUGGACUGUUUUUAGUGCGCAUCAGAUAAUGUCACUUUUUCACAUUGUACUACUGUAAAUUAUUGUAUAAAGUAAAUCAAAUGGGCUUUUCUCAGGCUGGUAUUUUUUUAACUAUUUCCCCAUCGACUCAGGCUAUUUCCUCUCCUUUUUUUUAUGUAAGUAGUUUGAAUCAUGAAUUUGGGUAAAUAUUCCAUUUGUAUUCAUUCUGUAGGAACGUUUUGUUUGUUGAUCUCUUUAGUUUAUCUGUAUUUGUAAGUGAAUUAGCCUCACUUUAUAAUGGCAUCAUGUCAUAGAAUACAAACUGUGUAAUAAAAAAAGGACAUGAAAGGGUCGAUCCUAGCUAGAGGCACUUAUGAGCUCUCAUUAGAACAUUUCCAUGAUAAUCUUUCCUCUUGUUUUCUAUAAAUGUUGGCAAUAAUGUACUCUUUUCUAUGCAGCCCGAGUGUUUUUUCUGCUGACUGGCCCGAGUAAGUCAGAAUGCUGUUACAGGACAUACUGAUGUAUAUAGAUCUCCUUCUAUAUUUCAAAUCCAAAUUUACACUGAAAAUGCAUGGAUUUUUAAAGUAAUUGUUUUAUAUAAUUGUUUAUAAAGUCAUUAAACUCAAAUCACUGUUUCCACCUGUAA
Messenger RNA from Pimephales promelas (fathead minnow), 6858 nucleotides. It is a transcript of the gene chd1, whose product is annotated as chromodomain helicase DNA binding protein 1. Gene Ontology annotation, molecular function: histone binding; DNA binding; ATP binding. Lineage: Eukaryota; Metazoa; Chordata; Actinopteri; Cypriniformes; Leuciscidae. The record is from RefSeq and is a predicted model, not a curated record. Gene Ontology annotation, biological process: nucleosome organization. Gene Ontology annotation, cellular component: nucleus; chromatin.